This is a messenger RNA of Branchiostoma belcheri (Belcher's lancelet), 3457 nucleotides long. Its product is annotated as ATP-dependent RNA helicase DDX19B-like. Lineage: Eukaryota; Metazoa; Chordata; Leptocardii; Amphioxiformes; Branchiostomatidae. Gene Ontology annotation, cellular component: nucleus; cytoplasmic stress granule. The record is from RefSeq and is a predicted model, not a curated record. The transcript is spliced from 12 exons. Gene Ontology annotation, biological process: poly(A)+ mRNA export from nucleus. The coding region runs from base 78 to 1589 and encodes 503 amino acids. Gene Ontology annotation, molecular function: ATP binding; RNA helicase activity; RNA binding.
UCGAGUGAAGUGCGAACUCACACUUAUCCAGAAAAAGUCCACGUUUUCCUCAGUUUUUGGCGAAUUUCUCUGAUAAUAUGGCGGACGACGCUUGGGCUCAAGCCGCGGACUCACAGGAGAGCAGCCAGCUGACGGAAAAGUUGAAGGAUGUAAAGAUAGACCCUGAGAAGAAGACACCAGAAGCAGCAGCAGGAGGAUCAGGAGACGGGGAUGACAAGGCAGCGGGGAGUUCCACCUCAGGGGCGGGGAGUUCUGCAGAGGCUAACGGGGAGAAACCUGAAGAUGGCGACGAAAAGGCUCCCAGUCCUGAGGAGGUGUCGUUCCUUAGGAAAGUCUUACGAGAACGUCUUGUGCAGAAUAAAAACGAGGUGGAGAUCAUGCAGAAGGACCCCAACUCUCCGCUUUACUCUGUCAAGAGCUUUGAGGAACUCAACCUUCCCCCUGACCUGCUGAUGGGAGUGUACCACAUGGGGUUCAACGCUCCCUCCAAGAUCCAGGAGACAGCCCUGCCCAUGUUACUGGCAGAUGAUAAAACCAACAUGAUCGCCCAGUCCCAGAGUGGUACAGGAAAGACAGCUGCCUUUGUCCUGACCAUGCUCAGUAGAAUUGACACCAAGAAACCUUACCCUCAGGCGUUGUGUCUGGCGCCGACCAUGGAGCUGGCCCUGCAGAUUGGCCAGGUGGUGGAACAGAUGGGGAAGUACAUGGAGGGGUUAAAGGUCGCAUACGGGGUCAGAGGAAACAAGGUUGCACGUGGACAGAAGCUGAAUGACCACAUCAUCAUCGGCACCCCCGGCACAGUGUUGGACUGGUCCCUGAAGCUGCGUGUUCUGGAGCUGAAGAAGGUGGAGGUGUUUGUACUGGACGAGGCUGACGUCAUGAUCGCUACACAGGGACAUCAGGACCAGAGCAUCAGAAUACACAAAAACCUGAGUAGGUCCUGUCAGAUGCUGCUGUUCUCUGCGACCUAUGAUGACCCCGUCAUGGCAUUCGCACAGGUGGUUGUGCCAGACCCAGUUAUCAUCCGGCUGCGUCGGGAAGAGGAGAGUCUGGACAACAUUAAACAGUACUACGUCACGUGUGAGAACCGGGACGCUAAGUUCCGCGCUCUCUCCAACAUCUACGGUGUGGUGUCUAUAGGACAGUGUAUGAUCUUCUGUCAUACAAGGAAAACAGCAGCAUGGCUUGCGGAGAAGAUGAAGGGAGACGGACAUGCGGUCGCCCUGCUGACAGGAGAACUGAUGGUGGAACAGAGAGUCGCUGUCAUCAACCGCUUCAGGGACGGCAAGGAGAAAGUACUCAUCACUACCAACCUGUGUGCCAGAGGUAUCGACAUAGAACAAGUCACGCUGGUGGUGAACUUUGACAUCCCUGUGGACCAGUACGGGCAGCCGGACUGCGAGAACUACCUGCACCGUAUCGGACGGACGGGGCGGUUUGGGAAGACCGGUCUCGCCAUCAACAUGGUGGACGGUCCGCGCUCCAUGUCCCAGCUAGGCAAGAUCCAGGACCACUUUGGGAAAAAGAUCGCCAAGCUGGACACAGAAGAUGCAGAAGCAAUUGAAACUGCAGUAGGAGAGCAGGAAUAGAGAAACAAACAUUGGUGUAAUACCCUCCUGUCACCACUACUAUAGAAUAGUAAACAACUCUAGAGACAACAAAUGAUGUGCAUUGUUGUAGAUGUUCAAGUCUUCCCGUGUAUAACUGAGACUAAAACUUUUUUUCUUUGCACAAUGUGCAAUUUACAAGUCAUAUUUUAUAUUGAAAAUUGUUUGUUAAAAGCAACUGAGCUCUCUUGGAAUGCUUUGCCCAAAAUAGUGUUUCUUUGGCCCUGUAAGUAUUCAGAGCAAGCCAAGUGGGACAUUAGUGACAUCUGUGACCCAUGAAAAGUUUUUUUUUGUCUAAAAACUACAAACUAGGUAGGUGUUAAACUAUCCAGAGUUGAAUGUGCACAGACAAGUUAGAUUUCUGUGUUUGUUCCUCUGUAACUCUUAUCAUUAGCUAACCUUUAAGCAGAAUUCUGGGAGAUUCAAAGAAGGAAACAGAGCAAAGCCAAAACAAAGAUACUAAAAAUAAAACACAGCUAGAACAAAGAUAUUAAAAACUUAAACACAGCCAAAACAAAGAUGUGAAAGACAUCCAAUGCAGUUUCAAGGUGACAAACCUAGAUUUUCAAAAUCAACUUUCUGCUUAUCGUUUAAUGUAGUAAGUUAAAUUAAUUCAAUAGUAUCUCAUAGCAUACUGGUAUCUGAAGAAAAAUAUGAUGUUGCUGACGGAAAACGGUUGCUUGUUUGGUAUUGCAGGCUGGUUCUAGAUAUUUAUUGGUGGUACCUAAAAAUAAAGGGACUCCUCACAUAGCUUGUUUUGAAAUUUUUUUUAAAUGCGUCAAAUGAUUAUAAAACGGUGCUUAGAAAUGGCAAUGUCAAUAUAGGACAGAUUUCCUCAUGCAAAAUAUUUUUGUUUGCUGCCCUGAAAUACCAUUGGAUGCCUUUAAUACAAAGGUACAUGUAAGUCGUAAUAACACCAUAUCAUAAAUAAGGUAAGGUAGUGUGCCUAAAAGUGUUUUAAUUGUUUAUAAGUUACAGGUUUAGUGUUGAUGUAAUAGAUGAAAAUACAAACUACUAAAAUAUGUGAGGACACAUAGUUAAUGUUAUGUUGCGGGUUGAAAUACUUAGUAUACACAUACUUAGUAUUUACUUUGAUUUGGUAACUGUCAUAUAUGUUUUAUACACUUUUAUAAAGUGAUGUUUGUUCACCAAAAGUGUCAUUACCAAAAGAAUAUAAAAGAUUAUAUUAUUAUGGAAAAAAUUGUUAUGCGAAAAAGAUUUGUGUGAAAGUAAAAAGAUGUUUGUGUAGAUAUUGGCAUGCAUGGAAAGUGAGAAUAAAAACAGUAUUAUGUAAAAAAAGCCACUAUUUGAAAUAUUUUGUGAAAUUCCAAUGCUUGUGACCUAAAAACGGGUAGAUAGCCCAACUUAACUUGGUGCAAUAAAAUAUCACAUUCUGAUGUUUCGAUAAACUGUAAAUUACGUUAUCUAAAUUGGUAUUUUUGAUAAGAUCUGCUUGAAGCUGAAGCUUAAACUUUGUAAGAAAAAAAAGUGAAAGAAAAGGACUAACUUCUAUAGAUAUCACUAGGUCUAUAAUAUAAAGUUAUAAACUUUGUUUUACUGAAGAUGUUUUUUUUGCUUGGUAAACUAAAAGUAUGCUGUAGCUGUACUUCUAGGAGUAACUUUGCUUUUAUAGUCUUAGACUACUUGAACACUUAGACUGUCUUGUUGGUUUCUUGAAAUGUAUAGAAGUAUGUACUAGUAACUGUAAAACACAUGUACGUAUAAGCAAGUGGUCAGUGGUAGUUGUGUUAAGCAUAACGUUUAUGUGGCUAGAUACCCAAUAACUAGUAUAGUGUAACAUGUAUAGCCCAUAGCUUGUUAUAGGUGGAAUAAAAAAAGAUUUACCAGUA